Alternaria arborescens is the source of this 696-nucleotide messenger RNA. RefSeq lists its product as hypothetical. Lineage: Eukaryota; Fungi; Ascomycota; Dothideomycetes; Pleosporales; Pleosporaceae. The coding region runs from base 1 to 696 and encodes 231 amino acids. Gene Ontology annotation, biological process: lipid biosynthetic process; protein N-linked glycosylation. The record is from RefSeq and is a predicted model, not a curated record. Gene Ontology annotation, cellular component: endoplasmic reticulum membrane; intracellular membrane-bounded organelle. The transcript has 3 exons. Gene Ontology annotation, molecular function: dolichyldiphosphatase activity.
AUGGAGGCUCCACCGCUUGCGUCACUGUCGCUGACGCAUGUCCAUUAUAAUCCCGCAGACCGCAUCUCCUACCUCUGCGCAUGGCUUGCUCUCGUGCCCCAGGGACUGUGCGUCGUCUAUGCGACGCUGAUAUGGUCCAACCGCGAGAUUGAGAUCUUCCUCAUGUUUGCCGGCCAGAUGGCGUGCGAAGCGCUCAACUGGGUUCUGAAGAGAUACAUCAAGGAAGAGCGGCCGCGGGAGAUGCACGGAAAGGGCUACGGAAUGCCUUCCUCACACGCCCAGUUCGUAUCCUUCUUCUCCGUUACCUUAGGCCUGUUUCUCCUCUUCCGACACGUUCCCCACCCGACGGAUACCCACACACCCUUCUCACUGGGUGGCCGUUUCCUCCUUUCACUCCUAGCAUUGGCUUGUGCAGGAGCUGUAGCUGCAAGCAGGAUAUAUUUGAGCUAUCAUACACCAAAACAAGUUGUGGUCGGAUGUGCUGCCGGAGCUAUCUUCGCCCUGGCUUGGUUCGCCUUCACAACAUAUCUGCGGAGAGCUGGCUGGAUAGAGUGGGCUCUCGAAACCUGGGUCUUGAGAACACUGCGUGUAAGAGAUCUUGUGAUACAAGAAGACCUGGUUGAUUCUGGCUGGGCACGUUGGGAAGAUCGGAGGAAACGACAGAUCUUCCAGGUUCAGGGUAAGAAAAGCAGGUAA